Molecule: messenger RNA, 3384 nt
Organism: Theobroma cacao (cacao)
Lineage: Eukaryota; Viridiplantae; Streptophyta; Magnoliopsida; Malvales; Malvaceae
Gene: LON1
Product: lon protease 1
Biological process (GO): protein catabolic process; protein quality control for misfolded or incompletely synthesized proteins; mitochondrion organization
Cellular component (GO): mitochondrial matrix
Molecular function (GO): ATP hydrolysis activity; ATP binding; serine-type endopeptidase activity
Source: RefSeq, a predicted model, not a curated record
AUCCCAUAAUCCAAGGGUUUAUGAGGGGCUUUAGUGGCUCCAACCUCCAACCUCCCCAAAACCCAAACUUUCCUCUUCAAACCUUACUCCAAUGGCGCUUCUCCCGCUUCCAGUUUAACCAAACGCCGCCAUAAAAGAUUCAAGUUCUGUCUUCCAUCCCCACCAAUGCUGAAACUGUUAUCCUCCUCCUCUUCUCGCGUCCACUGCCUCUCCACAGCAACUCCGAGCCUCCUAGUCAAGCCCGAUUCCAAUUCGGUCUUCCAUGCAGUGGGUCGACUUACCGGGUUGACUCGGAGGAGCCCCACGAAUUCGCUCUUCAGGGCUUUCUUCUGUUCCGAAUCCAGCGAUGGGUCCGGGUCGAAUUCCGGGUCCGAACCAGUGGUUGAGGUCGAGGUAAAGGGAGUCGAGUCUGAGUCCAAUGGGUCUGACUCGAAAGCAUCGUCGGCGAUCGUGCCGACUUACCCCAGGCCAGAGGAUUAUUUAACGGUUUUGGCACUACCUUUGCCACAUAGACCUCUUUUCCCAGGUUUCUACAUGCCCAUUUAUGUUAAGGAUCCUAAGGUGUUAGCAGCUUUGCAAGAAAGCCGGAAAAGGCAAGCUCCAUAUGCUGGUGCCUUCCUUCUUAAAGAUGAACCAGGGACAGAGUCCAGCCCUAGUUCUGAAACAGAGAAAAGUGUAUAUGAUAUUAAAGGAAAGGAGUUAUUUAAUCGUCUUCAUGAAGUUGGCACCCUUGCCCAGAUUUCAAGUAUCCAAGGAGAUCAGGUUAUCCUUAUUGGUCACAGGCGGCUUCGAAUAACAGAGAUGGUCAGUGAAGAUCCCCUUACGGUCAAAGUUGAUCAUCUGAAGGAAAAACCUUAUGACAAGGAUGAUGAUGUCAUAAAGGCAACAUCAUUUGAGGUUAUAUCAACCCUAAGAGAUGUUUUGAAAACUAGUUCCCUUUGGAGGGAUCAUGUUCAAACUUAUAGUCAGCAUAUAGGUGAUUUCAAUUUUCCAAGGUUAGCAGAUUUUGGAGCUGCAAUAUCUGGUGCAAACAAAUUGCAAUGCCAACAAGUUCUUGAAGAGUUGGAUGUGCAUAAGCGUUUACAACUUACAUUGGAAUUAGUGAAAAAGGAAAUGGAAAUCAGCAAGAUUCAGGAAUCAAUUGCAAAAGCAAUAGAGGAAAAGAUAAGUGGUGAACAACGGCGAUACUUGUUGAAUGAGCAGCUUAAGGCGAUAAAGAAGGAACUUGGGUUGGAAACGGAUGACAAAACUGCACUUUCAGCAAAGUUUAGGGAAAGACUUGAACCAAAUAGAGAGAAAUGCCCACCUCAUGUCUUGCAAGUUAUAGAAGAGGAGUUAACAAAACUACAACUGUUAGAGGCCAGUUCGAGUGAAUUUAAUGUAACUCGUAACUAUCUGGAUUGGUUGACAGUACUUCCUUGGGGAAAUUACAGUGAUGAGAACUUUGAUGUCCUUCGGGCGCAAACAAUUCUUGAUGAAGACCAUUAUGGAUUAACUGAUGUUAAGGAAAGAAUAUUGGAAUUUAUAGCUGUUGGAAAACUCAGAGGAACUUCACAAGGUAAAAUUAUCUGUCUCUCAGGUCCACCUGGAGUGGGCAAAACUAGUAUUGGUCGUUCCAUUGCCCGUGCUUUGAACCGUAAAUUCUUUCGGUUCUCUGUUGGAGGACUGUCUGAUGUUGCGGAAAUCAAGGGGCAUCGUCGAACCUAUAUUGGUGCUAUGCCAGGAAAGAUGGUGCAGUGCCUGAAAAAUGUGGGCACAGCAAAUCCUCUUGUGCUAAUUGAUGAGAUAGACAAGUUGGGAAGGGGACAUGCUGGAGAUCCAGCAAGUGCUUUGCUGGAGCUCCUUGAUCCUGAGCAAAAUGCUAACUUUUUGGACCACUAUCUUGAUGUUCCAAUUGACCUAUCAAAGGUUCUGUUUGUUUGCACAGCAAAUGUUGUGGACAACAUACCAAAUCCCCUCUUGGACAGGAUGGAGGUAAUUGCUAUUGCUGGGUACAUCACUGAUGAGAAAAUGCACAUUGCCAGAGACUAUCUGGAGAAAACUGCACGAGAAGCAUGUGGUAUCAAACCUGAACAGGUUGAGAUAACUGAUGCAGCUCUUCUUGCCCUAAUAGAAAACUACUGCCGAGAAGCAGGGGUUCGAAACCUUCAAAAGCACAUAGAAAAGAUCUAUCGUAAGAUUGCUCUUCGACUUGUGCGAGAAGGAUCAUCAAAUGAAUCUGCCAUUAGUGGAGAGGUGGUCCAACCUGCUGAAGCCACAGCAGAAGUUGUUAAUGAAUCUGAUCAGCAUGCAGGUGCAAAUAAGACUGGUGUUGAAGUUGAAUCAGUAGGGGACAACAGUCAUGAACAUACCUCUGAAACCUUUGUUCAGGUUGACACAGUUCAGACAAGUGAUCAGCCUAAGGAUUCAAAGGAUGCAACAGAUGCGGAGAAACUUCAGGAAGCUGAAGUAACUAAGGCAGUUGAGAAGGUGUUGGUGGAUAAUUCAAACCUAGCCGAUUUUGUUGGGAAACCAGUUUUCCAUGCAGAGCGCAUCUAUGAUCAGACUCCAGUUGGAGUUGUGAUGGGUCUAGCUUGGACUGCCAUGGGUGGUUCCACCUUGUACAUUGAAACAACUCAGGUUGAGCAAAGAGAGGGGAAAGGGGCCCUUCAUUGCACUGGUCAACUUGGAGAUGUUAUGAAAGAAAGUGCACAAAUUGCUCACACACUUGCUAGAGCCAUUUUACAGGAGAAAGAACCAGAUAACCCCUUCUUUUCCAAUUCCGAACUUCAUCUCCAUGUUCCUGCUGGGGCCACCCCAAAGGAUGGGCCCAGUGCCGGUUGCACCAUGAUCACUUCUAUGCUGUCGCUUGCCAUGAAGAAGCCCGUUAGGAAGGAUCUAGCAAUGACUGGGGAAGUGACUCUAACAGGGAGGAUUCUUCCAAUUGGAGGGGUGAAGGAGAAAACAAUAGCAGCAAGGAGGAGCGAAGUGAAGACCAUCAUAUUCCCGUCUGCUAACAGACGGGAUUAUGAUGAGCUUGCACCCAACGUUAAAGAAGGUAUUGAUGUUCACUUUGUAGAUGUCUACAGUCAGAUAUUCAAAUUGGCAUUUGAAUAUGAUAAUAGUAAUACAGGAAAUUAGGUUCUUAUUGCCAGCCAAUGGUUUAUAUACACCAUUGUCCUGGUUUCUUCCUGAUUAUUCUUUGUAAUGCAUCCCGGAAACCAAAACCCAGUUUUGUAUUUGUCUUACAUUAAAAAUUUUCAAUCAGGAAAAUAUCAAAGUAGAGCACAAAUUUGUGAUCAUUGUUCCUCAACAAAGUCUGGGUUUCCAACAGACACAGGAAACAACAAAAGACAAAAAUUUGUUGUUAAUCAGAAUAUAUGUGACAGAAGCAUUUUCUUAUUA